This is a messenger RNA of Dicentrarchus labrax (European seabass), 9386 nucleotides long. RefSeq names its product signal-induced proliferation-associated 1 like 3 (gene sipa1l3). The record is from RefSeq and is a predicted model, not a curated record. The transcript has 24 exons. Lineage: Eukaryota; Metazoa; Chordata; Actinopteri; Moronidae. Gene Ontology annotation, cellular component: plasma membrane; cytoplasm; Golgi apparatus. Gene Ontology annotation, biological process: epithelial cell morphogenesis; activation of GTPase activity; establishment of epithelial cell polarity. Gene Ontology annotation, molecular function: GTPase activator activity; protein binding. Bases 480 to 5810 code for a protein of 1776 amino acids.
CGCCGUGGUUUCGGUUGAGCAUUCUUGGCAACGUCUCGCUCGGUGAACAGGCAGCCAACCGUCGGCCAACGGCUGUUUCCACAAUGUCUGGAGAAUUAUUUUAACGGAUAACAGGAGCCGAGCGGAAACACCGGAGCGGCGCCAGAGUAAAAUACUGAGCCUUCCCUUCCUGCACUGUGACGUCAAACCUCACCACACCUGCUUUACCUGCAUACUGCACAGCUGAAGGCAGAACAAGAUCUGCAUUAGACUGAAAAUAGUCCAAGAAGAAGAGAACCGGCCCUGACUCAAACUGGUCCUCCAUGGACCAGUGAAGUGUCCCCCAUCCUGCCAGUUAAAAGCAAUGGUUUUGGGAGCUGGAGGCUGUAGAACCGUCAGCCGAGUGUGCGUGGGGCCCCUCCUCUCCCUGUUUCCCAGCACCCCUCCUGAAAUGGGAUGCCAGCCCCCUGCCUCCCUGCCCUGAGCUCUCCUGGGGUGCCAUGAACAGCUACAGAGACAGAGGGGUGACUUGCACAUCCUCGGACCUCCUGGAUGGAGGAGGAGGAGGGUUGCUACAGCAAACUCCGUUUCGUCACACCACCAACGGCCACCCGGCUCCUGGCCUCACAGACUCAGCCAUCAAACCACGCAUGGGUGUUCGUGCACGGAUUGCAGAAUGGCCCCCUCGCCGUGCGCAGUCUAGAGAGUCGUUGCUUGAAAAUGGGCAAAUUGGCAGCAGUCGCCACAUAGAUGACGGCUCCACUUCAAUUUCACGUUUGUCGUCUGACAUGGGGUUAGUGCGAGGAGGCGUGGCCAGGUUGCCACGACGUCGAUCCAAGGAUGUAGAGUUCAGAGGAGGAGGGUUUGGUGGUGAGAGAGGUUCACCUUUUAGCCUCAGAGUGUUCCCUCCAUUGAGACAGCGCUCAAACAGCGAGGUGACACUGAGUGAACAGGAUGAAAAUGAGGUGGAGGUACGUGGAAGUGGCGGGAUGGGGAACCUGUUCAGAGAAUAUGGCAGCACCUCCUCCAUCGACAUCCAGGGCAUUCCUGAGCAGAGCUUCUUCGACAUGCUCAGCCAGUUCCACCAGGAGAGGCCUGACCAACGCAGCUCAGCACCCAUACGCCUCGGGGAGUUGCUGCGCGCUCCAGACUCAAGCGCACCCCUCCCCUCUGCUCCUUCACCUGGUCCCGCAGGUGGGGAUGACAGAGGGACAGGAAGGAAGGACGGAGCUGAGAGAGUGAGGAAGAAAAGUGGAGGGACCGAGUCGUCACUGGGCACCUCCUCUUUGUUCAGGAAACUAAGGAGCUCAAGUCGCAGCGAGCUAGAUGGAGGGAAAGGAGAGACUAGUGAGGAUGGGGGAGGGAGGGGUUCAGGGGACGCCUCCUACAAACCGUGGGUGUGCCCCAAGAGCUUUGUCCACUACGAUGCUCAGAGCAUCCUGUUUGACCUCCACGAGGCGGCGGCUCAGCGGGGCUAUGCUGCCCAGAGGAGGAACACCGCCACAGGGGCAUCAGCUGCUUCAGUGUCCCUGUCCGUCUCCAGAUCCACGGCUCCGAGUGUGAACGACCCAGUUUACUCCAGCAUAGAGGAUCUGACCUUGAGCCUCGACCCUGGCUCCACCACACCCUCCCUGGGCGUGGACCCCCUGGAUGGGCCUCCUGGCGCCCACAACUCGAGCCCACUGCUCCUUUGCUGCCCCCACUUCCUCAAUGAGACGGGGGGCCACGGGGAGCGCAACAUCAGCUUCCUCAGCUCGUCAGCAGAGCGAGGAGGAGACAGAGGAGACGGAGCGAGGGGUUGGCUGAGGAGGAGUAACGCCAGCGUCUCCGUGCUGGAGGUGCCUAUCGAAGAGCAGGUUACGAGACUGGACCGACUGAAACUGUACAGCAUAGAGCAUGUAGACCUGGGGGCCAGGUACUACAGAGAGUACUUCCAUGGGAAAGAGCACUCAAACUACUUCGGGACAGACGAAAAGAUGGGCGCUGUGGCCCUGAGCAUCCGCAGGGAGAAACUGGAGGACACCAAAGACCUGAAGGACCAGUACCAGUACCGCCUCAUCGUCAGAACCAGCGAGCUUGUGACCCUGCGAGGCUCCAUUUUAGAGGAUGCGGUGGCGUCUACAGGGAGGCACGGCACGGUGCGGGGUCUGCCGCUCAAGGAGGUCCUGGAGCAGGUCGUCCCCGAGCUCAAUGUCUCCUGUCUGAGACUGGCGCUCAGCACACCGAAAGUCACAGAGCAGCUCCUCAAACUGGACGAACAGGGGUUAAGUCAGAAGCACAAGGUGGGUGUUCUGCUGUGCCGUGCGGGCCAGAGCACAGAGGAGGAGAUGUACAACAAUGAGGAGGCGUCACCCGCCUUCUCUGCCUUUCUGGAGCUGCUGGGGGAGCAGGUGCUUCUCAAAGGAUUCACCAAAUACGCUGCACAGCUUGACGUAAAGACGGACUCUACGGGCACCCACUCCCUGUACACCACCUACCAAGGCUACGAGGUCAUGUUCCAUGUGUCCACCAUGCUGCCGUACAUGCCCAACAACCCCCAGCAGCUCUUGAGAAAAAGGCACAUAGGGAACGACAUUGUCACCAUAAUCUUUCAGGAGCCGGGAGCGUUGCCUUUCACCCCUCAGAAUAUCCGCUCACACUUCCAGCACGUCUUUGUUAUCGUCCGUGUGCACAACCCCUGCUCUGAAAACACCUGUUACAGUGUUGCUGUGACAAGAAUGAAGGAUGUGCCUCCCUUCGGCCCACCCAUCCCCAGCGGUGUCACCUUCCGUGACACAGAAACCUUUCGCAACUUCCUUCUAGCCAAAAUUAUCAAUGCAGAAAAUGCAGCGCACAAGUCUGAGAAGUUCCACACCAUGGCGACACGAACACGGCAAGAGUAUCUGCGCGAUCUGGCGGAGAACUACGUCAGCGGCACGCCGCUCGACUCAGCCGGCAAGCUUAACAAUCUCAUCUCCCUCGCGUCCAAAAAACGCGAGCGCUCCAAGGCAAGAGAGGGAGCGGAGCUGGGAGCCGCGGGGGCCAUCGCCUGGAGGGUCCUAGCCCAGGACUUCAGUGGAGGCGGGACAGAGCUCCCCUGUGCCUUGGGUUUGUCAGCAGAAUACGUCCUCCUGACAGACUGUUCCACCAAAGAGGUGGUGUUUAACUGCUUCUGUGCGGACGUGAUCGGCUGGACGCCGGAGCGGCUGGCUCUGAAGAUCUUCUACGGCAGAGGAGACCACAUCGCAGUGCGGGUACCAGAGGGCUGCGCACAGGACAUCAGGGAGGUGGUGCAGAGAUUAAAGUCUUUGACAGUGGGAUGUGAGACGGUGGAUAUGACUCUGAGAAGAAACGGACUGGGACAACUGGGCUUCCAUGUUCGCCUGGAUGGCACUGUGGCCGAGGUGGAGGAGUACGGCUUUGCCUGGCAGGCGGGACUGAGACAGGGCAGUCGGUUAGUGGAGAUCUGCAAGGUGGCCGCGGUGACGCUGACUCACGAGCAGAUGAUCGACCUGCUGAGGACGUCGGUCACGGUCAAAGUGGUCAUCAUUCCUCCGUACGAAGAAGGGGGGCCUCGCCGGGGCUGCACAGAGGAGUAUGAGAUGAAGACCAUGGAGCAGAAGCCAGAACCUGAGCCUCUGGCAGUAGGCUACCGGCCCUCCCCUCGCCCCACGUGGCGUUGGGACACCCCACCCAUUCCUCCAGGGCUCCACAGCACCCCCAACCCGCAGCGCUGGGCCCCCGUGGGUCCCCCACCUCCUCCGUUGCCCCGCACACACAAGGGCCUGAUGCCGGUUCCCUACAGGGAGCCUCAGCACCUCAGCAACAUGAAGAGGCCAAUGAGCUACCCAGAGAACCACUACAGUAUCUCUCCUGCAGUAGGCGACAGAGUGCUGCCCUACAGAAACCCCUCAGCCAGCUUCUCCUCGCCCUCCUCAGGCCUGGUCAGCCUCUCCACGAUGGGGCCGCCUGGAAUCACACCAGGCCCCUUUGUACGCUACAAACCCUCACUUGACAGAUAUGGAACAGCACAGCGCCCCCUGCUGCCCUAUGAGCCCCACCUCAGUGUGGACGUCACCUCCAGUGGAGAGUCCUCCUCAGGCUUCACCAGUCAGGAGAGCACCAUGGAGCGCUGCAAAACAGAACCCCUCUGGCAUGUCCCAGUGUCGUCGUCUCGGGGACCGGGAGGUGGAGGGGGGCAGAGGAGGGUACCCAGACAGGAUGUCCCAGGGAAAGAUUCUCCAAACAGACACUCGAAGGGCGAGACUCAGUACUCCAGCCACUCCAGCAGCAACACCCUGUCCAGUAACGCCUCCAGCAGCCACAGCGACGAGCGCUGGUUCGACGGAGGAGCCGGGGGAGAGCGAGGAGGCGGGGGUUGCCUCCCCGACCCAGUCGACCCCGACCCCGACCUUCUCAACAAGGGGGGAUCUAACGACAGCGGCAUCGAUGCUUCAACCCACUACAACAACGUUCGACACAGCAACGUGACCAACAACCAGUCCCACAAACCCAUGCACAGCUUCGCGACCUACAGCGGCAUGCAGGAGCUGUCUGUGGGAAGGAGCAGCGGCGGGGGGGAAGCGAGGAGACGAGAGUCUUCGCCCAUCAUACCAGCGGCAGCCAAUAAGAACAAAGGAUACCGGACGAGGACGUUCCCGCCUCCUGGCUCCAGUGCUGAUAAAAUGGAUGCUUUCAAACCCAGGGCCUACACACCGCAGGGUUACAAGACUCCGACAGCUGAGAAAACCCGGCCGGUCCGAGCCGCUACGACAACACCCACUUCAGCUCAGUUAGGCUCCAUCCCACUGUCCAGCUCUGCCCCCAAGGCCUUAUAUGGGAAGAGCAGACCGAGCGCCUGGCAGAACGAAGACAACAGCCCGUCACCUUCAAACGCAACCACAACGUCCAGCUCCGACAGCAACAACAGCAAGAAGCAGGUGGAUACAAACUCAAAGAACGUGUUUGGACAACCUCGUCUCCGAGCGUCACUGAGGGACCUGCGUUCUCCGCGACGGACUUACAAAAGUACCAUCGAAGACGACCUGAAGAAACUGAUAAUCAUGGACAACCCGGGAGAGAUGCCUCAAAGAGAUCCGUCUCCCAGACGAACCCUGCAGCGCACCUUUUCAGACGAGUCGCUGUGCAGCGGGCGCAGGGAGGCCAGCUUCGCCAACUCUGAGAACCAGACGACCCCCACUGACCUGUUCACCUGCACUCUGCCCACACGCAGAAACGCCCCCUCCUCCAACCACAUGCAGAACAAGAAGGUGCCUCUGUCUGCCUCAGAACUGUCUCUCACAGAAGUUAGAGACAAAGUUCCCCCCCUGAGGAGGCUCGAUCCCGGGCUGAUGCCUCUUCCUGACACAGCCUGCGGACUGGAGUGGUCCAGCCUGGUCAAUGCCGCUAAAGCCUACGAAGGUGAGGCUGGAGACACUUCACGAUUAGCACAAAGAGCAGUUUCCCUCUUCUCGCUGACUGAGCCGCAGGUUGGAGGUCAAGACAUGAGACCAGUCGUCAGUCCAGUCCAGUUUCUCACUCCUCAGACACCUCGAACCACACCGACCUUCAGCGGGGACGAGGUGCCCAACGAUCUGUCUGGUCGACUCUACCACCUGGAAGUGAUGUUAAAACAGCUGAACAAUGACCUGGAGAGAGAGAAGCAGGAUAAAGUCGUUCUGCUUGCAGAGAUGGCCAACCUGAGAGAGAAUAACCAGCGCUUACAGGUGGAGAGCAUGACCGCCAGCGAGCAGCUGCGCAAGUUCAGCCGGAUCUUUACUAACCUGGACAAGACGGAAAAUGACACCGAGGCUCACUCCUUAACAGACGAAACCGACUCGAAGAGGGAGUGAGAUCGACACCUGAAGAAGAGGAAGAGGAGGAGUGUGAGAUUCAGGCCACAGAGGGAGGCAAAAAACCCUCUUUCAGUACCCAUGAUUCCUUGCACACAGGGGCGGCAGAGGUCACAAUGAUGUCACCUCACUCAGCUUCCACUGGACAGCCUUAAACUGUAGAGAGAGCGCGAGAGAAAAUUUGAUUUUUAAAAAUGCAACACUCCCAGAAAGCCUGUGCACAGACAGAGCAGAGACCCUCCCUCUCUAUUCUCUGAGCCCGUUUAUUUUUAUAAACUGAAGUCGAAACGUCUUAUAUACUUGUCUUAUAUAUGAAUACACGUGCUACUAUGCCAGAGGAGCGAGUAGGAGAGCAGACUGACUGUUUUAGAGAACACUACAUCACCUGGAGAGGCCUAAUACUGUUCCUGCAGCGAAUCAGCCAAAAGAAAAAGAAAAAUCAUUACAGACUGCAUCUCCCAGAAUGCACUAGAAGUAAUGGAGGCUCUACAGACAUGGUACUGUAGAUAAGAUGCCUGUGUGGUACAAUUCUCAUGUAUCAAUAUUAUCUAUAUUGUACUGAUGUUGUAUAACAGUUGUACUAAAGAGGUGUGUGUGUGUGUGUGUGUGUGUGUGUAACUGAUGGUACAGUGAAUACUCUGAAGCAUUAACGCACAACAGUGUUUGUGCUCAAGGCAAGAUGCAUUUUACUACCCUCUGGAGUGUGUGUGUGUGUGUGUGUGUGUGUGUGUGUGUGUGUGUGUGUGUGUGUGUGUGUGUGUGUGUGUGUGUGUGUGUGUGUGUGUGUGUGUGUGUGUGUGUGUGUGUGUGUGUGAUGGUCUGUUAUAGGACGUUUGCUUGAUGAACAAACUAGUUUACUGUAAUAUGAAACUCGUGGGCCACAAUAAUUUCCUUUCCUCCGUUUACAUGGACGAACCCGUGGCCCCUUUUUUUUGUAGAUGUGAAACAAGCCAUCAGCGUGUUGAGCGAGUGUAAGUGGUCGACGUUAUAAAGCUCAGUGAUAUAUGAUAGUAUCAUAUCUCUAAUGUAAGUUGGUGCAUUGUUUUUGAAUUUCAUUUCCACUGUGUUCAGCAGUGCUGUAUCAUCUCAGAUCGAAAUGUACUGGAGAAUUAUUGAACCUUGAGUCGUUUUAUCGCAGUACAUAUUUGAAUUUUUUUUUAUUUUUUCCUAAUGUUUAAAGUAAAAGUUGGACAUUUUUGAGAAAUAUGCUUAUUCACUUCAUGGCGGAGAUAGAUGAGAGAUUAGACGCCAGUCUUGUGUCAGUCAACAGCCAGCAAACGCUAAACACAGAGAAACUGCCCAGCGGUAAUAUCAGCUGACCCACGUCUUUAAAACUAACGUUAUAUUUAAUUUAUUUAAUCUCAAACAAAAAACAAAUUGUUUUCCGUCUAGUUUUUAGCUAAGUAACUUCUGUGACUCUCUUAGCAAUUACACAAUUACAGUCACAUACUUGAGUUUGAUAGCCGUUAUUUAACAUUAUUUAGGUAUAAAUAAACACAUAAUAAUGUGUUCAUUAUUGAGCUUUAGAGGUGGAUUUUGUUACAGUUUCCCCUUGUUUCCAGUCUUUAUGCUAAGCUAACCAUCUGCUGGCUGUAGCUUCAUAUGGUGUCAAAUCUUUUUCAUCCGUCUCUCUCCUCUUGACAGUGAGUAACAAUAAUUCCCCAAAAUGUCAAACUGUUCUAACAACGGCAUCUUUGCAGACUAAUGAGAAUGAAGCUGUCCCCAGUGACGUUCCUGCUUUACUGUACAUGAACCCUUCAACACUGAAGCUCCUGCAUAUCAGAUCCUGUCUGUCUGUCUGUCUGUCUGUCUGUCUGUCUGUCUGUCUGUCUGCUGUGUGUGAGAGAGGAUUUGUCCCUGUGUUCUGUGAUAACCCAAAUGAACACAAAAGACACUAUUUAUACUGCUCGCUUGCUUAAUGAUAUUGUCUACUAUAUCUAUUUUUCAUACAGAAAUAAUGUGUUUUUUUGGAUGCUGGUACUGAACAAACAAUACAUCCCUGCAGAGGAUGGAUCUUAUCUUCCUGCGUCAGUAGAGAUAUUGCUGAUCAAAUUGUACUAAAUUAUAAUUUUCUCCCCGCUCUGCCCUGUUGAACUACUACAUCUUCCCUGGUCUGACUGGAACUGUUGAUCCCAACUCACUCAGGGUCGUCGAGAUGCUGUUAAUGACACUGAACCACCAGUUAGGGGUGGGCGAGAGGAUGUCAAUUUAUCCUGUCAGAGACUUUGUGGUUCAUAUUUCUGGGUGUUUGAUGUCAUUGUAGAUUUAAUACCUUGAUUAUCUAGUAUCUAGUUUGUUUGAUUUACCUAAAAACAGACAAAUAUCGGUCCCUCCAGGAUUUAGCGGGAGGUUAUUGUGGCCUAAAAUGUCUAAAUAAAACUUUAGGCUUUUUCUUGCAAUAAACUUGCAGGUAAAAGUGAAAAUUGCUAAAAAAAAAAAUAGUUGCAAUUUCUUUUGUAUAAUUCAUUAAAAACCGACAGCAACUUGUUCCAGUAAGAAUAAAUGUCUGCGUCGUCUGCAUCUUCACAACUAGAAACCUGGAAGUGAGUUUGUUUGGUGUCAACUCUCUGAGCAGGAAAAGUUGCGAUAAUUGGACAAAAUAGCAGAAUUCACAGGGAUUAGAUGGAAAACUGCCUGGAUGUACUGAAAUAUAAACAGUUUCUCAGUUGAUUUCCCAUGAACUCUAUCGUAUCACAUCCACAUCGCCCACUCCUACCAUCCACCUUCCUUUCACCGACACAAAGAGGGAACAAAGUGUCACAGCGACUCUGAGCUGGACAGAAAACUGCCAUUUCUCCUCGUGCUCCUCCUCAGCAGCAUCCUGCUUUCACGUCACCACCUCCUUUAACUCUUCAGCGGCCAGUUAGUUUUCAAGUUGGGCUGUUCACUUUGAUACCAGUGACGUUUAUACUGAAGCUUAUUUGGACCUUUUUAUCCCGGAUGAACAGAUUCUGGCUCAAAAGGAAAAAAAGCUUCUUUUAUUCUGUUUUUAGAUAUUUUUUAUUUCAGCACUCCUGUUAUUCCUCCUUCAGCUUCACAGGUGUCGCUGUGAUUUUAGUAUCUGCGAGUCUCAAACGUUUGCUUAUGUAAAAGGGGCAAGGUUUCUUUUUUUAAAUAUAUAUAUAUAUAUAUAAAUUCUGUUCAUGUUAUGUAUAAUUGUAAGCUAUUUAUAGCGUACACAGCGAUCCCUGUUGAACAAAUCAAUACUGCAUUAUGGUUAAUGGUAAUAUUGUAUAACUAGUUUUGUUUUUUAGAUGUUAAAUAUUUUGAUAAUUUAUUUUUUAACACAUUCCCACUGUUGCAGACAAUAGUGAAGAUGAGAGGGUACUGUGUUUUUAUUUGUUGUUGCUGUUUUACUUCUGAUCUCUGUACAAAAACUGAUUCCUCAUCGUUUUCUAUUUCCUGGCGUCAUCUUUCCCGUGUGUGCGUCGGCGCUUUGUGCGUGUGGCGGAGGGUACGCGAUGCAGAGACCAACAUUGUUUUUUUCUUUGGGUUGUAAUAAUAACUUGUACAUUUUAAAGUGUAAAUUAUGUUUUCAUUAUUUUAUAAAAAAUAUAUUAAAAAUAACUAUCUGAA